Lecanosticta acicola is the source of this 1264-nucleotide messenger RNA. The record is from the annotation of a GenBank genome assembly. Lineage: Eukaryota; Fungi; Ascomycota; Dothideomycetes; Mycosphaerellales; Mycosphaerellaceae.
AUGUCUUCAUUCUACGACAACGACAACGCCUGGUCUGCCGCCGGCCGCCAACCCUCGUGGGAGCAACAGCCGCCUCCAUCGCGCUCUGGGACCGCAUCCGCUGCCUCACACCAGUCCGACUCGAAUGCCUUCGCAUCUCAAUUCGAGGAGAUUCAGCGUGCAACCGACAAUCUCAUGAAGAGUGGCAAGUGGCAGGUGGCCCCCGUGGCCGGCAGUGGCGCCCCCGGUGCGCCAGGGCGAAGAGAGAGCAUGCCGGGGGCGGGACGCGGACUGGACUACAGCUCCGACCCUCGCAUGGGCGGUGCUCGCCCACGACACGCUUCCGUAAGUGAGUAUGAAGGCGGACGCCCAGGCUCUGCUGGGCUGCAAGGCUACUACCAGGGUCAGCGUUUCCCCGGUGGACGGCAGAGCGAGGCAGAGCAGAUGCUACAGGCGAAGCGAAGAAUGGCUGCUCAGAGGGAACGCGAGCUGCGAAACUACCACCAGGAGCAGCAGUACAACCGGAGUGAGUAAAGUGAGGUCGUAUGCGCAGCAAUUGCGCGAGGCUAAUCAUUAACCAGCUGUGUCAGGUGCCACGUCCGAUCGCUCGAUGAGCCCAGCGACGAUGAACGAAGAGGACCGCCGCGAACUGAUCGCGCGUCAGCAUCGCGCUCUCUACGGCGACAACUCGAGUCUUUACAAUGCCGACGGUUCUCAGCGAUCUUCCAGCCAAGACGUGCGAGUCUCAAGCGCAGGCAGGGGACCAUCACCCCUGGCUUACGACCCAUUUGGUGUGCAAGCUCAGGCUGGUGCAGAAGGUGCAGUUCAGAUGCCACCGCGCGACCGCGCUGAAAGCACCGCGUCUCCCGUCUCUAACCCGUCAGCUCAGCAGGCUUUCGGGCGACUGAGUGAGGCUCAGCAAAGCAGCCGCACCUCGACCUCCUCGCCCGGCGCAUCGCCUCCUCUCACGGGAGGACCGAAAGGCAGCAUGAGCGGCGUCGCGCCCAUUGGCACUCGACCAGCCCAAGCACCCGGAGGAGCCGCCAUUGGGUCGAACAAGCGCUCCAUCACGCCUUUAGCACCAUCGUCACUGAGUUUCGGCUUCAACGCCAGCGACCGCCAAGUCACGAACCAGGCCAAGGACGAACGAUCGAUGUCUGCGAUUUCCAACCCGGCACUUGGUGCUGAGAAGGGCGUCGCAGGUCUCGGAAACUGGGGCAGCAACAGUGGCGUCUGGGGCUCUGGCAAGAAUACUUUGGUUGCCCAGCCGUCUGUCUGGGGCUAG